AUGGAGGUGGACGGCUCGGGCAUGGAGCUGCUGGCCUUGAUCGAUGAUGUGCAGGACAUCAGUUCCGACGGCUCGGGAUGGGGGUCGUCAAGCGGAAGCGGUGGAGCCUGGGGAUCAGGGCCGGAUGAUGAAGAGCUCAAUGCGGUGCUGGCGGUUGAGGAAAGCAGCAGUGGUGAGUGUGAUCAGAACGACACUCUCGAGUCAGGCACGGAGACACUGGUGUCGCUUGCUGCGGAGCUGGUGAUCGACGAGGUGGUUGUCGAGCUCGCUGAGAACGUCGCAGACGAUGGCAUCAUCGACACGGUGGCCGCCGACCUGACGUCGGCGCUGGUGCCGGUCAUGGCCGAUGCGCUGCUGGACGAAGCCAUUGACGCUGUGACCCUUGCUGCUGUGCGUGAUGCCGGCAGCCGCGAGUCUCCGCCGCUGCCACAGUCGUCAUCGUCGUCGUCCGAGUCAUCAUCAUCAUCGUCGUCAUCGUCGUCAUCGUCGUCGCCGCCACCACCUCCACCUGGGCGCCGACGAAAGCUCGACUCGCGACGCCCUGCGCCGGUAGCCAUCCGCCGCGAGUCGUACUCGGAGGACUCGUCCGAGGCCGAGUCGGUCCCGUUCACGCCGACAACUGACAUGGUGAUGGACAUGGUCGAGCGGAACGAGAUGGGCUUCUCGCUCUCGUCGUGCUCCGACUCGUGCCUCGACGAGUCGACCACCUCGUCCGACUACGAGCCGCCCAACUUGCUUGUCCUCCAGGCCGAGACCGCCGAGGCCAUGCGCCUGCUCACUACUGUGUGGGCGAGGGCGGCGCGAGUGCUGUCCGGCGAGGGCGGGGACGAGGCGCAGCGCGACGCGGCAGCUGUUGAGCUGGAGCUGUUCCAGUCGACGGCAGCUGCGUUGCAGGCUGAUCACGAGGUCCUGGCUGAGCUCCUUGCGCUCGAGGCCGAGCAGCUCGAUGUCCAUCUUUGUGAGACAAAGGCGAAUCCUGUGCCUGGCGACGGGCCGUCUAAGCGCGGCCUGCGGCGGCUCCGCACCCGCCGCGACGCCGUGGCUCUGGAGCUGGACGUUGUCGCCAAGUCGCAGGACAUGCUCACAAGCGCGAUGGAGAGCGCCGAGGCAGCCGCCACUGCACUCGCGGCUCGCCGUGCCGGCCCAAAGCAGUCAGCUCCAGCGCUGCCAGCUCCGCUCUCGCCCGGCACCCGCUCGCUGCCGGCCUCGCUCUUCACCGCCCUCGUGCAUCACCUCGAGGUGGCCGCCGCGGCAGGGCCGAGCAUCAGCGGCAAAGAGUGA
Messenger RNA from Thecamonas trahens ATCC 50062, 1281 nucleotides. RefSeq lists its product as uncharacterized. Lineage: Eukaryota; Apusomonadida; Apusomonadidae. The transcript has 2 exons. The record is from RefSeq and is a predicted model, not a curated record. The coding region runs from base 1 to 1281 and encodes 426 amino acids.